GUUGUAGUUCUGACAUGCCGGAGUCUUUAGGAAACAUUACCCCUCACUUGUUAUUCAACAACACAGCAGCCCUUCUGUGCACAUCAUCAUCAUGUCACCACAUGAGGUCACUGAAGGUUAUUAAUAACACCAGCAAGGAAGCAGGAAAUAAAUUGCAGUUAGAAGACGAGACAACUGAGAACACACGUUGUGUUUCUGUCACUUGGUCUGUUGAUGAUGCUGCUGCGACUUCUGUGCUUCCUUCACAUCGUGAUCUCAGCUCUUGAGGCACAAGAAGUCAAAGUCUCGCCUGAAGUGACGGGAGUCGUCGGGCAUGAUGUCACCCUGCCAUGCCAGUACAUCCCAAGAUCAUUUAGAGAGCGUAUUUAUCGUGUUCAGUGGACGCUCAAGUCACCAGGAGGAGAGGACAUCGACAUUAUUGAUAACCGUGAAUCAGUUCGUGUUCAGGAUUCCUUUCUGAAGGGGAGGGUGGAGAUUGUAGAACAAUCUUUGAUCAUUCGAGAUGUGAAAAAGAACGAUUCAGGGUCGUACACCUGCACCGUUACAGCCUUUCUCACUGGCUCCUCUUCAGGAACCACCGACCUCGUUGUUCAAGGGCUGCUGUGCAUCGAAGAAGUCAGCCCGGUGUACCCAAAAAUCAUAAUUGGUGGAGUAUUCGUGCUGAUAGUGGGGACCAUGCUGACCACAACUCACUGCAUCAUCAGGAAAAGAUACAGACGCUGCAGCGGCGUGUGAUUGAAGGAGACAAGGUGAACUUGGAGAUGGUUCUCAGGCCACAUCUUUAAAUUGCAUUUAUUUAAACAAAUCAACUUGAUGCGAACAACAGAGCACUGAAGCCUCAUCCUCCAAACACAGGUCUGAGCGGAGCCAAUGACAAACACGGAGCGUGCACAACAGGUCAUGUGCUUCUGACCUUUACCAGCUCUGAGCUGCGUUUACCAUCACGUUGGUCACAUUUAGCAAAGUAAUCGCGUAACUGCUGCUCAAAAGUAUAAGUUUAGUGUCGUCAACAAAUCAAAGUUUUAGCAAACAUUACUGUUUAUUUAGGAGCAAACGCUGCAUUUGUUGUGGAUUAAUACACGAUGGCGAGUAUUUACAGCAGCGGCGUUCAUCAUCAUGAGGGAACAUGUCGCCAUUUAUUCAAUGUUGGGUUUUCUCAUGUCUAGAAGAAGUAGAAAUGUUUUUUCGAGUGGUUCAAAAACAGGAAAUGGACAAUAAGAAUCAUGUAGUUCCUGUUUCUCAACUAUUAAAGAGAAGAAAGACGAACAAAGAGAAAAGUACAAAAAGAAACUCAUUUUACAUUUCUGUUGUGAUUCUUGUCCACUAAAGUUGACGAAGAGGUUUACGUCUCUUCCUCUUCCUCUUCCUCUCACAGAUUGAUGGUUAGAGACGGUAGAUCACAGGACUUGGAGUAAUUUUAGAUUGUGGUAUGACCAUUGUUACUUCUGUAAAAGGAUCCGAGUACUUUCCCCGCCACCUCAUUUUGUGGAUGUGAGAUUUGACAUAAAAACCUAAAAAUAACUUUUGGUUUUUAACACUUAAAGCACUAAAACACAGAAUUAAAAACAAGAACAUUAUUCUAAAAUAAUGCAUUAAACAAAGAAGCAGAGCGGGCCUACCUGUCAUGGAGGGACAGCUCACUGAUUUAUUGACUAAAGCUUCCGGGCUGCAGGUGACAGGUAAAGACUCCAGAGGCAGGGAAGUGAAAGCAUGAAGCACCAGUAACAAACUGGCAACUGACUGGGAAGGGGGGGGGGGGGGGGUAGCUGAUUAAGUGGAAACAGGUGAGCAGGUGAAUGAGUCAGGUGAUGGGGAAGGUCUGAGGGCCUCUGGUGGACAGGUAGAGGACGGCAGGUCUGAGGAGUUAGAGGAGAGGACACGGCAAAAAAAAAAAGGAAAAACCUUCAAAAUAAAAGAUAAAAUAAAAAUUCAUAAUGCAGGAUAUAAAAGACACAUUAAUUAAAUCUAUAAAUUGGACUAAUAUAAACCUCGACCUGUCAGGUGUACCUUCUCUCACUCUUCAGCUCCUUAACAACCUUACAGCCUCAUUCUGUAGUCGUCUGUUUGCUGCGUUAUUUUAUUUUGAAAUUCACUGAUAAAGACAUUUGAUUAUAAUCACCAUCUGUGCUGUCAGGACACAUGCGAACGACUUUUGUAUUUUGUAUGUGCAAAAAUACCAACAUAAGGGCCUAACUAAAUGUAUAACUUACUGUGCCGUUACAUCUGUUUACUAAAGAAAUUAAAUGUUUGUUUACAAUUAGUGUAAUACUUUUGAGAUAAAUACUGUUUAUUUAUCAAUGUGCUUUGAGAUCUACAGAAACAGCACAGAUCUGUAAACUGUCUCAACUUUGCUUUAAACCAGAACUUGUUAUUGCUUAAUAAUAAAGUUCACACUUUACCAAA
Cottoperca gobio is the source of this 2403-nucleotide messenger RNA. RefSeq names its product nectin-2-like. Lineage: Eukaryota; Metazoa; Chordata; Actinopteri; Perciformes; Bovichtidae. The coding region runs from base 214 to 735 and encodes 173 amino acids. Gene Ontology annotation, cellular component: adherens junction. Gene Ontology annotation, biological process: heterophilic cell-cell adhesion; homophilic cell-cell adhesion. The record is from RefSeq and is a predicted model, not a curated record. The transcript is spliced from 4 exons.